Iphiclides podalirius (scarce swallowtail) is the source of this 675-nucleotide messenger RNA. NCBI's taxonomy places the organism in Eukaryota, Metazoa, Arthropoda, Insecta, Lepidoptera, Papilionidae. The record is from the annotation of a GenBank genome assembly.
AUGAAGACUUCUCUAAAGAACACUCUUUCAGAUCUGAUGGACAUGUUCCAGAAGAGAAUGACAAACUUUGAAGAAGAGUUGCAGAAGUCCUCCAGUACACCUGCCAGCACUGCAAUCUUAGCUGCCGAAUAUAGUGCUUUUAAAGUGUUUGUGGGCCAAGCACUGUCCAGCCUUCAAAAACAAGUUGAGCUCCUUUCUCGUGAUGUGGACCGUCUGGAGAUGAGAAACCGUAGAAAAAUACUUCUAUUCCAUGGUAUACCAGAAUCACCAAAGGAAAACAUCACUUUGAGCAUUACUGAAGUGUUCCAGUCUAGACUUAAGUUCACUGAUUGUUCUGCCGAGGAUAUAAAGCGUUGCCACAGAAUGGGACGACCAACUGCUCCACACAAACCUCGUCCCAUACUAGUGAAACUCCAUGAUGUGGCUUUACGUGAUAAAAUCUGGUACUCCAAAUCACUAUUGAAGGGAUCAGGUAUUACAAUUUCUGAAUUUUUAACUAAGUCUAGACAUGAAGCAUUUAUGGUGGCUCGAGAAAAAUUCGGGAUAGCAAACUGUUGGACAAAGGAGGGCUUUGUUUACGUUCUGCGGCCAGGUGGUUCUCGACAUCGCGUAAUAAAUAUCAGUGAUAUUCAUGAAAUUGAAGCCCCGGCAUCAACUCCUAAGCCAGCCAGCUAC